This is a messenger RNA of Polypterus senegalus (gray bichir), 4933 nucleotides long. RefSeq names its product zinc finger and SCAN domain-containing protein 2-like. Bases 195 to 1667 code for a protein of 490 amino acids. Gene Ontology annotation, biological process: regulation of transcription by RNA polymerase II. The record is from RefSeq and is a predicted model, not a curated record. Lineage: Eukaryota; Metazoa; Chordata; Cladistia; Polypteriformes; Polypteridae. Gene Ontology annotation, molecular function: DNA-binding transcription factor activity; RNA polymerase II cis-regulatory region sequence-specific DNA binding. The transcript is spliced from 2 exons.
CGGGAGAGGUGAGCCAUGAUAGCGAGAACGAGACGACAGGAUUGCCGGCGCUAAAGACAGCACACGAAACGACCAGGGCGGCGGACGAAGAGAAACGGCAGGAGACAACAGCAGAGACAAGUCCGGACGAGGGCCGAAGGGUAGUGAGUGCCGACGACACGAGUCAAGGGGCUUCGGGGAUAUUUAACACAGAAAUGACCGAAAUGAGCAGGACAAGCCGAGGUCAAGGUCUUCCCAAAGCCUCUCUUCACCUUGGUCCAGACACCGGUGUUGUGAAGACAGAGGCUGGUCCCCCAGUGUGUCUUUACGGUUCUGUUAAACAAGAAGACGCUCAAGAGUGGUGCGUUGCUGGGUCAGGUAAUCAGAGGGACGAGGGGUCCAUCAGCACUAAUGCAGAGGCGCCAGGGAUUUUCAAAGAGGAGCCCACAGAAGUGGAACUUUCUUCCACUCUUAAGAAAGAAGUGCCAUCAUAUGAGUGUGUAGGCAAGAAUACAGUCGCCAUCUGUAACGUGCUGGAGAACAGUCUGAGCGGAUCUGUGCAGAAAAGAGCAUUCUUGGAAAAGCAGGCUUGUGGAUUUGAGGGUGAGAAUGAAGACAAGAAAUUAAAAAUGAAGAUGGAAAGUAUGGAGAGUGAGCCACAGGCUGUAGGUGACCUUCACGAGUGUAGUGAUAAGUCAACCAAAUUAAAUCACUUACACUACCGUGAAAUACGUCACAUUUAUGAAAAAGGGAGAAAGCCUUACCAAUGCGCUGAAUGUGGAAAGAGAUUCAAACAUACGUCCUCACUUAGAUGCCACCAGAGAGUUCACACUGGCGACAUGCCUUACCAAUGUGCUGAAUGUGAAAAGAGUUUUAAACGGAGUUCAGAACUUAAAAGUCACCAGAAAACUCACACAGGAGAAAAAGCCCACUUGUGCACCCAGUGUGGCCGGAGUUUCAAAUGGAUUUCAGUCCUUAGACGUCACCAGAACGUUCACACCGGAGAGAAGCGGUACCAGUGUAACCAGUGUGGAAAGAAGUUCAAACAGGUUUCCGGCCUUAGUAGUCAUCUGAGGAUUCACACGGGAGAGAAGCAGUACCAGUGCAGCAAGUGUGGGAAGACUUUCAGAGAGAGUGGGGACCUCAAGGUUCACAGGAGAAGUCACAGUAGAGAAAAAUCUCAUCAGUGCACUUAUUGUGGAAAAGUUUUCAAGUGGAAUUCAGAGCUCAUACGGCACCAAGCGUUACACACGGGGAAAAAACCCUUUCAGUGUAACGAAUGCGGAAAGAGUUUCAAUCAAGUUUCACACCUUAGGUACCACCAUAGUGUUCACAUUGGAGAAAAGCCGUACCAGUGUAAAGAAUGUGGGAAGAAUUUCCAGCAAGGCUCAACACUCAAGCUUCACCAGAGAAUUCACACCGGCGAAUCGCCUUAUCAGUGUGCGGAAUGUGCGAGGAGUUUUAAACAGAUUUCGGCCCUUAGACGUCACCAGAAAACUCACACCGUAGAAAAGACUCAUUUGUGCACCCAGUGUGGUAGGAGCUUCAAAUGGAUUUCAGUCCUUAGACGCCACCAAAACGUUCACACUGGAGAAAAACCCUAUCAGUGUAACCAGUGUGGAAAGAAGUUCAAACAGUUUGCCAACCUUAGGAGACAUCUGAGGAUACACACGGGAGAGAAGCCAUAGCAGUGUAUCAAGUGGGGAAAGACUUUCAGAGAGCGUGAGGACCUCACGUUUUACAAAAGAACUCACAGAAGAGAAAAACCAUAGCGGUGCACUGAGUGGAAUUUGGAGUUUCUACGGCACCAAACAUUACACCCAAUUUGGGGAGAAAAACCCUUUCAAUGUAAUGAAUAUGGAAAGUUUCAAACAAGAUCUGAACCUCACAUGUCAGCUGAGCGUUCACACUGGAGAAAGGCCAGUUGGUGUAGUGGGCAGUUGGAUUCUUGACAUGAUGUUAUUCUGGAAGAAUUAGCUUAAUAGGAUUGGCGAGCGUUGUUGGCCUGUUUUUGUUUAAAUAUUUCAAGUGUACUUUGUGUGAAGAAAAACUUUCUAGCGUUUAUGCCAAUUCUGCUGUUAACACGUUGCCAGUCGUGUUCUUGUCACAUAGUGUACUUUCAUGUAGAAGCUGAUGUCCACUGUACUCAUUUGUUUCAAAAUUUUAAACACUUCAGUCGUGUCAAUUCUUCAUCACCAUUACCUUAAACUGAAAUGGUUCAGUUCCUUCAGUCUCUGCUCAUAUCUCUGAGCCCUGAAUCGGCCAUGUUGCUGUUUUAUGGACCUUCUAUACCACUGCUAUGUUUCUCUUGUAAUAUGGACUCUUAAUCUGUAUACAGUACUCCAAGAGAUGCUUCUCUAGUGCAUCAUAUAUAUAUAUAUAUAUAUAUAUAUAUAUAUAUAUAUAUAUAUAUAUAUAUAUAUAUAUAUAUAUAUAUAUAUAUACUAUAUAAACUUUAGCUUAACCACCCUUGGCUUGUACUCCACACUAGGGGGCGCUGUGUAAUUUCUAAGUAUGUUUUGGAUGUACUGAUCAAUCCUCCGUGACUCCCAGGUUCUUCUCUUCAGGGUACUUUCAAAUUUCAAAUCUUCCAUUGUCUAUUCCAAUGUAAUAUUUAAACUUUCUACAUGUAAUGCUUUUCAUCUGUUUGAAUUAAUCUUCCAAAGCCUGUAUGCUGUCUAAGUCCCUCUUUAAUAAUUUAGUGGAUUCUACACUAUCUGCCCUUCCACCUCCUUUGGUAUCAUCUGCAGUCUUGAUCAGCUCAUUGAUUAUAUUCUUGUGCAGAUCCCAUACGAAUAUUAAAAAGAGCAGCAGCUUCAGCGCUGACCCCUGCUGGACACCACUUGUAACUUCACCUCGUUCUGAACAAGUCCCCCCUCACCAUAACCCUUUGCUUCCUCUGUUUGAGCCCGUUGUGUCCCCUUCUACAGACUAUGCCUUCAGUUCCCAUUUCGUUUAGUUUGAGCACUGACCACUAAUGUGGUGCCUUAUCAAAAGCCUUCUGAAAAAUCAAGAGAAAUAACGUCAUAUGCACCACUCAUAUUGUCUGAUUGAAUUCCCACAUAGGUGACCAUCCUCAUCUGAACACGGGAAUGCUGACUAACACAACACGCCUGUGCUUACCACUUGAUGCUCAGUGUUGUCCAUAAUAAUUUCUUCCAUUAAUUUACUUGGUGACACACGUCAGGUUUGUUGGCCUGUAGUUACUUGAAACAGUCCAGUCACAAAGAUAUCCAACACCCCUGUCAAAAAGAAGUCGACUUUCAAUACUUGAUUACAGAUAUGAUUGCAAGUAAACACUUCCUGUUAUUUGAUGUCAGACUUUCAUAUCUUGUUUGAAGAACUUCUUUAAUUCCGAUACAUUAGGUUUGUGAGGGUCAGCUGCUCGUUUCGGCGUCUCUGUUGGGUUCAAGUCAGGACUUUGACUAGGCCACUGCCAAACCACUGAGCUUUGUUUGUGUUUCUAACCCAGUGACGCUUCAGGCCACAGACAGUUGAUUAAACAUUCUCCUGAAGAAUAUUCUGGUGAAAAGCACAGUUCCCCAUUCAUUCAAUAAUGGCAAGACUUUCAAAGCAUCCCCACCCCAGCACACCAUGUUUUAUUGUAGUUCUGUAGCUCUUGCUGUUGAUCACCACAUACCGUGGACCCAGUGUCAUCCAAAGAGUUCUAUUUUUGAGUUGUCAGAACUUCUCUCCAAAAGGCUGAGGAUCAUCCAGAUGGUACUUUGUACUGAUGUUCCCUUUGAAUAGCAGAGUUUUCCACUUUGCUGCUCGACCUUGAAUCCCUUUGUUACUCAUCAAGGGGUCCUGAACACUGACCACCGAGGCUUUGUAUGCCUGCAGUUCUUUGUAGUCAUUCUGGAGUCCCUUGUGACUUCUUAAACUAGUUGUCACUGUACCAUUGGUCAUUUUGGCAGGCCAGCUUUUUCUGAGUGAGUUCCCAAUGUUCUGUUUCUGUAGAUAAUGGUUCUUGUUGUGGGGCGCCAGAGUCCCAGAGCCUUAGAAGUGCAUUUGUCACCCUUUCAUUUCCAGACAGUGAAGUUUCAACACCUGUUUUCCUCCUCUGUCCAGGAAUUUCCUUUGAUCGAGGUCAGGUGUGGUUGGUGGGCCCAGAACACACGGAAUUCUGUGUUACGUUAUUGGCUUUUUGUAUAAUGGUGACAUUUAUUAUUUCUUGUUUGCUAGAUGAUGCAGGCAGCCUACAGUCUCAAAGUAGUGAUUGUUGGAUAGCAGGCUGCUGAAACUUCAUUCAUGUGAGACAACCGAGUUGUGUGCCAUCAUUCUGAUAGACGCUCUAAACGUUUCUCCUCAUUAAUGUUUCUGAUGAGUUGUAGGCACACCAAGGCACAUGCAGCCGGUUAGAGUUUUGUUCAAAUACGUUGGCCGCCACAUUCUUCUACAGUCUUUAUCUUUCACCACUUGUAGUCAUUUAUUUUUGUUCAAUGAUGCAGCGUGCUAGCCUGUUACAUUUUUAGCUUUACAGUCCUUUUCUCUUUUGAUUUUGUAAUUUAUUUUAUUUGUACAUAUUUUGUUUGUUUAAAUUGAUGCAGUCUACUGUAAUUGACCUGCUUAAUAAAUAAAUAAUUACACGUUUCUGAAAGGCAAGUCUUUGAUUUAAUACCAUAGUUAUUUCAUCAUAAGCACCACUAUGGCCGAAGUGUGCUUGUUUUUAAUUGUUUUAGUGAAAUUCAGAGCAAAAAAGUUUACAAAAAUGAAGUGAAAAACUGAUAAUUCACACACAAGGAAAACCUCUUGACAUUUCUGUUUAAGGCUGACAUAUCUGGGUUACAUUUCUUUAAGUUUCCCUUAGUUAUGAUAUGCGUACACGGCAUACAAUCAGAAAACUGUGUGCCUUUAUAUCUUAUUAUUUGUAAGCAAGCAAUCUAAUCCUGUGAAUUUCCCCUUGGGAGUAAUAAAGUAUCUAUCUAUCUAUCUAUCUAUUAUAUAGUGCCUU